AGAAUAUGAAUUCCUGCAGUCACGAAAGCUUUAAGUCAAGAUUUGACUUUGUGCCAAUUGCGUACACAUCUGCCGUACAACACUGCCACCUCUUGGCUCAACACUGUCACGACACUUUUGAAUGUUGAGUUUAAAAUCCUAUUCAGAAUCAGAAUUAUUUCUAACUGGAGGAAUCCGAUGAGCUAUGCAGCUCAUCUUCACAGAUGUUCACUAUUUUUCACAGAUAUCCAGUAGUUUCGCAAAUGUCGAGUAGAUGUCCUAUCCGAGAUGUCUUAUUUGAUGUAUUACAGUUACAGGGAUGAUCUGGUUUUAGCUCGCUUCCCAGCUAUAUGUUGCACGGGAGAUCCGUGGGAACGUGAGCACAGCGCCAGCAGCAACACAAACAAAAGGCGACGAGAAAAAACGAUGAACAGUCCCCAAGUCGAGUACAAGAAGUCGCCGAGUGCAGGCUGCCCCGCGAGCAGCACCCCCGUGUGACGGACAGCGCGAGGAGCUCCCUGCGUUUCGCCUACGACGGCUCGAGAGACUCGUGCACGCUCGUGUGGGUCGCGGCGGAGGCGACGUUGACGAUGUUGACCACCGCCUCCGCUCCGCCGCGGGACAACGCGUCUCUCUUCACGUCGGACCGCGCGUGCAUGCGCAGCUGCUCGCGCAAGGGCUCCGUUCUCUACCCGACGGGAGCCGAGGUGUGCUUGCUGCCGAAGGACACGGGUUCCUGCAGGGCCCACUUCCGCCUGUGGUUCUUCAACGUGGAGCGGCGGCGCUGCGAGAACUUCACCUACGGUGGCUGCCGGGGCAACGGCAAUCGAUUCGUCGAGCAGAAGACGUGCGCCAACGUCUGCCAGCACCUCAUCGACCCUGAGAUCCAAGACAGAGCUGUUGGAGAUCGUGAUGACCAUUACAGAGAAGGUGCGGUAGCUGCGGCCGUGUUCGGCGCCCUGUUUGGCGUCACCGUCACCGUCAUCUUGGUCGUGUUUGCCAUAAAAAGAAAACGUAACGUCAAAACUAAGGUGUACUCAAGCCCUCACGACUAUGGACUCAAGGAGGAAUCGUUUUAAAGAUGAAAAAAAUUCUACGAAUUGUUUUCCUAAAAUGACGUACAUGAUGUAUGGGGGUUAUAUCGAGUGAUUGUCGUUGUAAUCGCAACGGAUCGAUGGGUUGCUAAAAUGCACUUGAGGAAGUUGGCAUGAAAAUUGUCCCCGAGGUGUUGAAUAAGCGUUAAAAAUGGAACGUGCGCAGUCAGUUUCGAGCUGGGAAGAUGAAUCGAUUAAGCUCAUUCAUCGACGAAUGAUUAUAAUCGACUGCUUUAUUUGCGGUCGAUUACCCGGGAUAUUUUAUACAUGACGGCCACCCAGACUUCCUGCCUGCCGAAGGCUGGAAACCCCAGACAAGCGACGGUCAGCGUGACAUGGCCAGUGAUGCCGAUAAGGUCACUAAGCCACGCCCGUCCCAUCACCUCUCAUUCCGGGAACAUGCGUGGGAACAGAGGUGAGACUUUUCUUACCAGAAAUAUGUUCGUGUGAUCAGAUUCGCCACUUAAUCAAACCGAUAAUUGGUAUAGAGUGUUUUAGACUCUGAGGCUUUCUUGGAUUAAGGGCGUCAUUAUUAUGCAGUAAUUUAAUUUACGUUGUGGGCACAAUAUUGCCAAUGUUCUUCUCUUUAGUGUCGCUGUACAUUUUGCCUAUGAAUUGUCCCAUUAGCUUUGCCAAGGUGGAGCACUUCAUCAUCAUCAUCAACAUUGUCGUCAGCCAUUAUCAAUCCACUGCUGGAUGAAGGCUUUUCCUUGUUGUCUCCAUCUCUCGGUCCUGUAAAGCACAAAUCCAUCCAGCACCUCCACACGAGCUGAUUUAAAUGCCGAGCAAAUGGCAACCGUGUUUUAAAAUAACUUUGGUUUUAAUCGUCCGAAGUCAUGGUCAACCCACUGCUGGAUGAAGGCCUCGAAGCUGCCGCCAUCUCUCCAACAGAAGUGCUCGGGCAACCUCAACCCACCGCGUCUGAACAUCCCAGCCUAAAUAAAUAGCAUUCGGGGAAAGAUAACGAUGGAUUUUCUGAGACAAUCUUCAUCUUCAGUACAGUGCUGUACUCCAUCGAUUGUUGAAUCUGUUUCAGGCGGCGAAUGCAACGUUAAAAAUUGCCAUGUUUUUUAGUCUCGAACUCUUUAGGGUUUGCCCGUAUUUUUCGAAAUAUCCAAUGCAAUUGUCAUUGUUUUACGUGCAGUCAAAUGUUGUCAUGAAAGUCAGCAGGGAGACUGAUUUUUUUACAAUAACAAAACGUAUUGUGACGUGUGUGUGUGUGACGUAUGUGUGACGUACAUGUGUGACGUGCGCGAGUGUGCGUGCUCUCUCCGUGUAUUGAUGUAAAACAUUUUAAGUCGGUUGAAAUCUGAGUCGCAAAUUUUUUUGUUUGUUGCCGCUGCUGGUUCGUAAUAAACCGACAAAGGCGUA
Molecule: messenger RNA, 2444 nt
Organism: Lethenteron reissneri (Far Eastern brook lamprey)
Lineage: Eukaryota; Metazoa; Chordata; Hyperoartia; Petromyzontiformes; Petromyzontidae
Product: actinia tenebrosa protease inhibitors-like
Molecular function (GO): serine-type endopeptidase inhibitor activity
Source: RefSeq, a predicted model, not a curated record